CCUCCACCCCCACCCCCCAUUCCCCAUCUAGCCGUAGCUAGUGCUAUAAACCCUAGGGAUUGUACCCGGAAAUUAGUCGUAGUUAGCAGUAGAUUAGGAUCCGCAGCUGUAUCAGGGGCUCGAAGCGGGCGAGAUUGGAGGAAGGGCCGAGCAAAUCAUCUGUUCUAGGGUUCGGAUUAGCGGCGCGGAAUCGAAGCGGGAGUCGGGACAGGGCUGGAAGGAUCUCGGGAUACGAAUCGUACGAGAAAGAUCCAGAGAAGAAGAGAGGACAGAUCUCCAAGAUGCCUGAGCAUAGGGAACUCAAGAGGACGGCCCUCACCGACCUCCCUGGCGGCGGCUUCUUUAUCAGGAGGGUGGCCUCGCCGGGAGCACUGGCAGGGAGGCGGGCCGGGAAGCAGCUGCCCCGGCGGUUCGCGUCGCCCUCCCGGUUCGCGUCGCCCUCCAGCAACAAGGAGAACGUGCCGCCAGUUUGGGCUGUGAAGGCUACGCCACCCAGGAGGAGGAGCCCGCUUCCUGGUUGGUACCCGAGGACGCCGCUCCGUGAUAUCACGGUGAUUGUUAAGGCUAUUGAGAGAAGCCGCUUAAGGAUUGCUGCCGCUCGGCAGCAAAACGAAACGCCUGAGCAAUCUACGCAACCUGCGAACUUGGCGACUUUGGUACCAGCAGAGCAGGGCACUCCUCAUUCUAUCGAAGCUCAGGGCUCCCAAGCUAUCGCCUCUGGUUCUGGCUUAACUGAAAUGGUUGCAGGCCCUGCACCUAGCCAGGCAGAGCACGGCUUCAAGGUCAAUUCUUCAGCAUCCAAGAGCUCACAGAAGACUCCAACCAAACCCAUUGAUCCAGCGCUCGCUGAUCUCAUGGAGAAGAAACUGACCAGCUCAAUAGAGCAAAUCGAGAAGAUGGUGAAGAAGAACCAGAAGAAGGCCGCUCAGCCUUCCAAGAGGGCCAACCAGAGGCGCACUCUCAUGUCCAUGCGAUGAGUUGAGUACUCUGCUUCACUGUGGGGAGAGGAGAAAGUCCAUCUCGGACUAGUCCUCCAGCCCGCCCUGUCUGCUGCUUUCUUAGCCGCUAUCCUGACCAGUCAAUCCUGCUCUUCUUCUGUCUGCCCUUCACCCGAAGACUUACCAUAGCAUGUUAUGAUAAGAUGUAGGUUCUUGGUUCUCUGCUUGAGGGCCUGGGAUCAUCUCGGUUGUUGGUUCUCUGCUUGAGGACCUGGGAUUAUGGGGUCUAGGAUUAGCAACUCUGCCAGUGUCAGGUUCAUGCUAUUGCAGUAGAACUGUUUGUCGUGUACUCUAGCACGCAGCCUAACAAAUCUUUGUUUUGCGCUGUAAUUUCAGUACCAUAAACCACAACUAUGCUGUAGCCUUAUCAUGGUUUCUGAAUUUCUAGUGUCAAAUGUUUCUACACUCUUAAAA
Messenger RNA from Hordeum vulgare subsp. vulgare (domesticated barley), 1412 nucleotides. RefSeq names its product protein POLYCHOME-like. The transcript has 5 exons. NCBI's taxonomy places the organism in Eukaryota, Viridiplantae, Streptophyta, Magnoliopsida, Poales, Poaceae. Gene Ontology annotation, biological process: regulation of nuclear division; negative regulation of ubiquitin protein ligase activity. Gene Ontology annotation, cellular component: nucleus. The coding region runs from base 282 to 977 and encodes 231 amino acids. The record is from RefSeq and is a predicted model, not a curated record.